Messenger RNA from Aplosporella prunicola CBS 121167, 954 nucleotides. RefSeq lists its product as uncharacterized. Gene Ontology annotation, cellular component: cytoplasm; nucleus. The record is from RefSeq and is a predicted model, not a curated record. NCBI's taxonomy places the organism in Eukaryota, Fungi, Ascomycota, Dothideomycetes, Botryosphaeriales, Aplosporellaceae. The transcript has 2 exons. The coding region runs from base 27 to 578 and encodes 183 amino acids. Gene Ontology annotation, molecular function: ATP hydrolysis activity; ATP binding; AMP kinase activity.
CGAGAAGACGCCGCUACGAGAACACCAUGAGGACCAACCCCAACAUCAUUAUUACGGGCACGCCCGGCGUGGGCAAGACGUCGCACGCGGAGCUGCUGGCGCAAAACACGGGCCUGAAGCACAUGUCGAUCAACCAGGUGGCCAAAGAGCACGAUUGCUACGACGGGUUCGACGAGGAGCUGAACACGGCGAUCGUGGACGAGGACAAGCUGCUCGACGCGAUCGAGGACAGCGUGAAGCAGGGCGGCUACAUAAUCGACUGGCACGCGUGCGACCUGUUCCCCAAGUCGUGGAUCGACCUGGUGGUGGUGGUGCGUUGCGACUCGACGCUGCUGUACGACCGGCUGCAGGCGCGUGGCUACGGGGCCAAGAAGCUGGAGGAGAAUAUGGACGCGGAGAUUAUGGAGGUGCUGCUGGAGGAGGCGCGCGAGGCGUAUGAUGCGGAGAUUGUGGUGGAGCUGCGGAGCGACAAGGCUGAGGACGUCGAGGGCAACGUCGAGCGCAUCGAGAUGUGGAUCAAGAACUGGAAGAAUGAUCACCAGGAUAUGGUGGAGGAGGAUGGUGGAGGAGGACGGUGAGAGUGAGUGAGCGGAUGGGGCAUGUGUGGACAAAACUUGAAGUGGUCUAUAUUGCUCGAUGCUGGUGGUCAAGCGUGGGACGUUCAGUCGGCGUGGUUCUUCAGCCACUCCGUCAGCUUCGCCAGCGCCUUGCCACGGUGGGAGAUCUUGUUCUUCUCCGACUUCUCCAUCUCCGCGUACGUCUGGCCUUCGUACUCAAAGGUCGAAUCCCAGCCUGGGGAAGGGUUAGUAUUGACGAGUCGCUAUCGGGCUUUGGAUGCUUGGACUUACCGAACACCGUUGGGCCUCGGGACGGCACGAUCUUGCCCUGUGGUCAAAGGUCAGGAAACAGUGCUCUGAGAAUGGUCUCUGUGUGCUUACGUCUGUCCUUCCCUGG